CCACGGAGUCCGUUCGGGAUACCAAGGCAAUCUUUGCCGCUUUGACAGAAAUGCAAAGACAGGAAAUCUACGAAUGGCUCCACGCAACAGACCCGUCUACAUUGCAUCACCAGGCCUGCGAUCGCUACGAGAUCGGAACAGGGGAUUGGGUACUUCGCUUGGACCAGUGGAAGGCUUGGCUGGAGGGUGGUUCGCGUUCAAUUUGGAUCCGCGGAAUACCCGGGGCUGGCAAGACCAUCUUAGGGUGCCCUGACCAAAGCUCUUUAAUUACGAGUAUUUCGUGUUCUAUCGUCUGGAAUUGACCCACUUUUCAUGGAAUUGGACAGGCCCUGGUUGACAUGCCUCUGAGCUUCCUUCAUUCUUUGUUAUUUCCUUCAUUCUUGACUCGGAAUGUCCUCAUUUCAUUCGGAAUGCCCUCUUUCGGGCUG
Lasiosphaeria miniovina is the source of this 428-nucleotide messenger RNA. RefSeq lists its product as uncharacterized. The record is from RefSeq and is a predicted model, not a curated record. The transcript has 2 exons. NCBI's taxonomy places the organism in Eukaryota, Fungi, Ascomycota, Sordariomycetes, Sordariales, Lasiosphaeriaceae. The coding region runs from base 51 to 302 and encodes 83 amino acids.